Molecule: messenger RNA, 5184 nt
Organism: Branchiostoma floridae (Florida lancelet)
Lineage: Eukaryota; Metazoa; Chordata; Leptocardii; Amphioxiformes; Branchiostomatidae
Molecular function (GO): protein binding
Source: RefSeq, a predicted model, not a curated record
AACCUUUCCCGCCAAAUAUAUUUGCACCGCUUCGUACUUCCGGGUUUGGAGAUUGUCAUGAUAAACAACAAUUUCGUACUACUUUGGUCAAUUUGGUCGGGCCCAUCACAUUCAGUUCGUACAGAUGUUUCUAUAAUACUAAAGGGGUAUAUAUUCGGUUCGUUAGGAGUGUUUAAAGGGGCAGAACUCGUCGUCGAAACCAGAGCAGUGGUAUCGACACUACGUAGUUUCGGUUGAUGAUGUCAUACUGGCCUGGGUGAUUCCCCGCUAACGAUAGGUUGUAUAUCGCGUUGUGCAUAAAAACUCCCCAUGACUCAUGGACUUCACGCGCUUGUGCCGGGAAUUUCCAUGUUAGCUAGACGUCUGGACGGCACGAGAUUCAUUUGUGACCGUUGGGAGCGACUGAAUCAGACGUGCGACGGUGUCUUCUGGGCCAGAACGGCCUGAGAUCUUCUAAAACUUUGUCCGGGCCCCUCCUUGCGUGUCAAGCUGAUCAUCGCCCCUGAGGAGAAUUUCGGAGUCCUUAGCAGAAGACAGCGAUAUAAUUUCCUCCUAGAUAAGACUGGUUUCGAAAGUGUUGUACAGAAGUGUUUGGUGAAGAGGGAGGCUAUGUGGACCUCCCUUGUGCUCCAGCCUACGAUCCGACGAACAACCUCCAUUGGCAAGUUAUUCAGAGAGGCACAGGAAGUAACAUCAUCUUUCUUGUCAAAGAGCCUGGAAAAGACGUAGAGAUUCGUUACACGAGGUUAGCUGGACGACUGUCUCUCCGGGAUAGCAACAAUCUGAGGAUCUCCAACCUGAACAGAGAUGAUGAUUCUGUGGACUCAACCGACCCACAUUUUGUUGGGACGUACCGGUGUAGCCAACCACAGGAGGAGGACCCACUAGAGGGAGAUCAGUUCAUUCUGCGAGUCAGACGGAGGGCAGUGUUCUUGUUGACACAAAGAUGUCGGUUGGACAGCAAGAGAUCAAAAGUGUGAAAGCCGACCUUGUGUCAAAAGUGAGGUCUGGAGACCUGACAGGAAUAGACGUGGACAUCAACUAUCUCCGCAUAGACGAUGAAAUACCACGUCCAUUCAAUAGAGGUCCCCAAGGCCCUGAUAUCGUCGCAAUAGUGCUUUCAUCUAUUGCAGCAGCUGGAGUCGCCCUCAUUGCUGGGGUAGCUGCUUACCUUUUCUGUCGAGGCAGUGCUAAGAAUACCUACAUUGAAGGUGUCAAAGAUACCAUUGAGAUGGCCCUCGGUCUGGAUUUGAACAAGUUGAAAGAACUAACAAAGGGCGAUGCAAAUCUGUCCAUCCUGCUCCCACCACCUGCUGCAACAGAGAAGCCAAUCUCCAACGUCAGGCUGCCAGAUACUGGCUUUCACGAUAGUACAGACUGUAAGAACAUUGUAGCUAAGGCAGGAGAAGGUAAUUCCUUAGUAAUAAUUGGCUCUACAGGUAGUGGUAAGACACAAGGGGUUCUAGCAUAUGCUAAAGGGUUUGCUGAGAAAAACGCAAAUGCAAUCAUGUGGUUCUUUGGUAGGUCAGAGAAUGAGGAGAAGGGCCUGACAAAGGAGACUAUCAAAGAACAAGGUAUCGAGCUGGCAAAAAAGUUUGGGCAUGGCAACUUGUCACCAGAGGAGUUGCCAAAUAAAAUCAUGAAGUCUCUACAAAAUCGCCAGAGCAAAAGCCUCCUUGUCUUUGAUGACGUCACAGCCACAAGUGGCAUCCCAGCAGCCUAUCUGUCUGCCUCUGAGAAAGUCACAGUCUUCAUCACCACUUGCAGUGCCAACCUCGACCUUACCCUUCCCGAGUACAAGAUGGAGGGCUUCACAAAGGACGAUGUGCUGAAGUUCUUGAAGAGGGAGGACAAGAAGUCCGUGGAGAUCUUUGGGAAAACACCGGAUGAAGACCUACUAAAGCUCGCUGACCAUUUUGGCAACCUCCCCCAUGGACUGUCACUGGCAAGAAGCUAUAUGUUAUCAUCCAGGACAUCGGUGAAGGGCUAUCUCCGUGAGCUAGAGGAGAGGUCAAACCGCGUUGGUGGAGAGCUUAAGGCUCAUGAGAAGGCUGUGUAUGGAGCUAUCCUGCUGGCAAUGGAGAACAGAAUGUCAGGAACAUCCCAAGAAAUGCUGAAGUUUGCUGCCAUUCUGUCCCAGGACCGGAUUCCCAUCUUCAUUCUCAGCAAGGGUGUAGAAAUUAGCUUUGACGAGAAUCCAGACAAGGAUGAAUUCAUCACAGAAGUUGACGAACUGUCCCUGGCUCGUGUUGAGGGGAAGAAAGAAGAAUGGAUCGAUGGACGGAUGAUCAGUGUUCAUCAGCAGACACAGGCAGCCAUCUUGGCCAACUUAGAUGAGGAGGAACUGGAAACAAUGAGAAGGAGCCUCAUCCAAGUCUUCUUGGAGUACUUCCACAAAGACACCCGGAAGAUCCAAGAUGGCUACAUCAACGGUCUGCUUCUGCCACACGUUGAGGCUGUUCUCAAUCUUCGUACCAUCAGCGAACUGCCUGAAAAUUACCACACCGGUUUGGCACGCCUGUAUGAGACCAUCGGAUACAUGUACUGCCAGAAGCGUCUCCCAGAGGCUGCCAUCUUUCCACUGGAGAAGGCCAAAGAGAUGAUCAGUAAAAUCGUCCCAUUGGAUACAGAUGCUGACACCAUCUUCCAGUCGCUUGUGGAGAAAGGAAGCGAGCUUUACGGCCAAGAGGACGUCUACAGCAAGAACUUGAAGAAAAGGGUCUUGACGACAGGAGAUGUAGGGGUUCUCAAAACCAAGGCGUUAACGUUGAGUGAUGAUUUCAUGGCUGCAGCUAAGAUGGGAAAGCCCCUAACUGAAGAGCAAUUUCAACAACUGGUGCAGCUACAUCUGGCCUACAACGCUGAGCAGAUCCAGCAAUCUUUCCUGGUUGAGUUGGCAGCCACCGUCCUCUACACUUCUGCUCGGAGGAUCUUCUACUUCCAGGGUGAAGAAAGGGUGCAAUACAGGCAGACUGCCGAGAAGGAUCUCAACCUCUCCCUCACACUCAGCCAAAAACUAGCGAGCGACCAGGGGCUGGAGAUCUUGAACAAGAUGCUGUCCCAGCGGUCUGGCACGCUGUACUUGUUGAAGGAAACUGAGGGUAAGUCCACUGAACAACAGAAAGAGGACUUUCUUCUGGCUAUUGAAGGAUACCAGAACCUCAUCAACGAUGAUAAGGACUACUUUGAGAAUGGCGUACUGAAGAAGAUUGGUGACGAUGACUGGCACAGGAUGCACUGCUACAGGGCUAUUGUUUACACCUACAAUGACCUGAUUACCAAACUGGCCACAACAGACCAAGAGAGGGCUGACUACAUCCGUCUCCAUGACGAAAGUGCACAAAAGAUGGUGGACUUUGGAGAGAAACAAGUGAAGAAAGACGACAAGGGGAAGGUUAUUGAGGCACCAGAAAUGUUGCCAGAAAUCUACAACAUGUCCGGAGACUUCCUCAUACAGAUGAUAGAGAAGGGUUUUGUGAAGCCUGAAGAUGGAAACCCGUUGGGCAGGGCAAAGCAGUGGUAUCAUGAGGCCCUAGAUGUAGAAUCCAUCAAGGCAUACCAUGAGGCAGUUUCUCGACUUGGUUUGGCAAAGGCCUUCACCUUGAUGUACGAGGCGGAGACCGCUAAAGUUACCACAAACGGAGAAACCAGGAUCCCCAUGCAUGAUGCAGAUGAGAAGAUUCCAUUGGUCAACAACAACCCGACCCUCGACGAGAUCCACCACCUGAUCAAUGCAAAAGAAGAGAUGAACAAAAGCCUGAAAAUCUAUGAAGAGGAACUGAGGAACCGAACGAAAGACAUCCAAGAAGCUAAGAAGUGGAACGACCGCAUUGUGCGCCACAUUGAUAGCCUGCCUAACGUGCCAAAAGAACAAGAAAGUACCGUGUGAAGCCAACAUCAUCAAUAAUAUCGGUUAAUGAGCUAGGAACAAGACAGCACACUGCAAAUUUUUCUACAAAUAACUUGGGCUGUUUUUAAACUGUUAUUGUGUACGAGCAUUUGAUCAGAACCCCUUGUGAUUCCCCUACCUUGUUUUGGUAAUGCUACAGGCAGCUGUUGACUCUUUUAAUUUGAUGACGUAAUGAUCACUAUGAUAUCAUUCUUUAAUCAAUAAGGUUUAGAUUAAUUUCAGUAUACGGUUUUAUUAUUGUAUCUCUGUGUAGUCAUAGUCUAUAUAUAGACAAUUACAGUGAACAGUGGAAAAUAUCCCUAUUGAUUAGUAACUUACAUCCCUAUAGCUAAGCUUCCUAGCAAUGUUGUGUGUAGUGGAAAUGGUAUUCAACUUUAACUUUAGAUGACUUACAGUGAAAUUGUGUAUAUUAUUUAAGUGGAUAUCAUGAUGAUGAUCCUGUUGUAAAUUUUUAAUUAUUCACAUUGAGAUGUGGGUUUUUAGACGAGUCAGAAUAGAUCGAAUUUCCAGGCAGACAUUUUUGCUCUUAAUUAUACUUAGCGGUAUGUUUAAGGCUUAUGUUUUGUUUCAUAAGAAUGCAACAAGUGUUGUGCAGUUGAGUAUAGUUAAAAGUUCAAGCAGGAAUUGAUGCAAUGUUUCUAUUUGUUAUAAAAUUUUGAUGGUUUCAAUGAUGGUAUUGUUAGCCAACGUUGUUGCAAAUGUAUGCUCUUAAGAAUGACAUUUUGUUUUGUACAAGCGUUAGAUUUGAAGUAUGUACUUUCAAAUAUUGCUGUGUGCGUAUGUAGUAGUUCUUUAAAGAUUAUGGCUGCUAUUUUGAUUAGUGAUUGUUUUGAAGGUGUGUUAUAAUUAUAGUAUCUAUGCUGCAUCGUAUAUGGAAGAAAACAGUGUCGAAAGAUUUGAAUGGUACAUGUAGGUCAAAUCAUGGCACUCUAAAAUAUUUGAUAUUUUGUACACUUUCAAUGGUUUUUGUGCCAAAUGAUCCAUUCGUUUUUAGAUGUGACUAGAGAAGGCCGAAGAACAACUGUCACAAAAAGACCUUACCAUGUCGUAUGGCUGAGAGACGCUAUCAUUCAGAAUAUUGUUGCAUACACAAUUACGAGAGUGUUAUUGUUUUCAUUCGCAUAUAAGCUAUGCACUGUGACUCUUUCGCAUUGUUCAAGUAAUUGUGAAAGCAUUAGUAGGCAAUAUGAGUGAAAUGGUUCAAGUAUUGUAUAUAUUUCAAAGUAUAGCAUCUGCAAAAACUACAAUAAAACGCUUUGGGUAUACUUGUUAAA